AUGUCUAUCGAACAAUAUUUUAAAAAAAAAAUUUCUAACGAAGAUAUGGACGAAAUUAACGAUAAUGAAAGACUGAAGGUUUUCAAGAAGAAUGGUUCAAAAAAAUUUAAAACUUCUGCUUUAUCAGAACAUACUUCAACAAAAGAUCAUACUGAUGCAACAAACCUUGAGAUAUCAAGGGCGGAAUUUAUUAGAGUUUCAAAUAAUUCUAUAGAUAAGGCUCAAAAUCAUGUUGGUUCUUUAAUGAAAAUAAUUUUUUGGCUAGCAGAAAAUGAUAUUUCGUUAAACAAGUUAUCUGAAGUUGUAAAACUUUGUAGAAUUCUUGGAUGUCCUCAAUUAAUAUCAGCUUUUAGUACAAUUAAUUAUGAAAAUAAUGUUUCUGGACGCGAAAUGUUAUAUGCUAUUUCAAUUUCAAUAGAGGAAACUAUCUGGGAAGAAUUAAUUGAAGCUAUUGCAUUUGGUAUUAUAGUUGAUGAAAUCAAUAUUCAGCUCACAGUUAAUCAUGAGAAUAACGAUCAUAAACAUAAGCUGAAUGGAUUUAGUUCAGAAAGAAGCACUUUAGUUGUUGCUGGAGCUAUUUUGGGCCCCAUUGCAAUUUGUGGGGUAGUAAAAGCGUUAGGAUUCGGUGAAGUUGGUAUAGCGGCUGGUUCUAUUGCAGCAUGGAUGGUUCGCAAUUCGGUUGGAAUUGCUGUCGCUGCGGGUAGCCUUGUUGCGAUUUACAAUCUAUUGGCGCUAAAUGCGAUUGAAAAAUUAAAAUCAUUUCUUAAAGGGUUUGACUUGGCUCGGGAAGUUGCCAAAGACAGAGCAAAGAAAUUCGAAUUUUUAGUUAUUAGAGAUGAUCAUGAAGGGAUCGAAAUAUUGGAUCAACACUUGACCAAAAUCAACGGAAAUAAUUGUGUUUCUUCUGAACAGAGUAGUUACGUUCUGAAUUUGAAAAAUCCUUGA
Messenger RNA from Funneliformis caledonium, 945 nucleotides. Lineage: Eukaryota; Fungi; Glomeromycota; Glomeromycetes; Glomerales; Glomeraceae. The record is from the annotation of a GenBank genome assembly.